CAAAACCGGACAUAAGUUCUCAUGUUACCCAGUUAGAGCUUGAACGUAUUUAGUUACGAAGCUGAACAUCUCCUUUCAUUUUGAACUGUUGACUAAUUUGAUCCAUAGGUUGAGACUUUCGUGGUGAAGAUGGGGGUACCGAAAUUUUACCGAUGGAUAUCAGAGCGCUAUCCUUGUCUCAGUGAAGUUGUCAAGGAACAUCAGAUUCCAGAAUUUGACAACCUCUAUCUGGACAUGAAUGGGAUUAUCCAUCAGUGUUCCCACCCGAAUGACGAGGAUGUCCACUUUCGCAUUUCUGAGGAAAAGAUCUUUGCUGACAUCUUCCAUUACCUGGAGGUGCUCUUCAGGAUCAUCAAGCCUCGCAAGGUCUUCUUCAUGGCAGUGGAUGGCGUGGCACCGAGGGCAAAGAUGAACCAGCAGAGAGGACGGAGAUUCAGGUCUGCCAAAGAAGCAGAAGACAAGAUAAAAAAAGCUCUGGAUAAAGGAGAGGUGCUUCCCACAGAGGCUCGCUUUGACUCCAACUGUAUCACUCCUGGCACUGACUUCAUGGCAAGACUCCAGGAGCAGCUCAAGUAUUUUGUCCACAACAAGCUCUCCACCGACAAGCUGUGGCAGAAUGUCAGAGUGUACCUGUCUGGUCAUGAGACUCCAGGGGAGGGAGAACAUAAGAUCAUGGAGUUUAUUCGCUCUGAGAACAGUAAGCCAGGUCACGACCCUAACACCCGACACUGCCUGUAUGGCCUGGAUGCUGAUCUGAUAAUGCUCGGUUUAACCAGCCAUGAGCCGAACUUCUCCCUGCUCAGAGAGGAGGUCCAGUUUGGAGGAAAGAAAUCCCAGAAAAGGAUAACAACUCCGGAGGAGACGACUUUUCACUUGCUUCACUUGUCUCUGAUGAGGGAGUACAUAGACUACGAGUUCUCUGAGCUCAGGAAUCACAUUGGUUGCGAUUAUGACUUGGAGCGAAUAAUCGAUGACUGGAUUCUAAUGGGCUUCCUAGUGGGAAAUGAUUUCAUCCCUCACCUCCCUCAUCUUCACAUCAGUCAUGAUGCUUUGCCGUUGCUGUACAAGACCUACAUCAGUGUUCUGCCCAGCCUGGGUGGUUAUCUGAACGAGAACGGCCAUCUAAACCUCAGAAACUUUGAGAAGUACCUGGAGAAACUCGCUGAGUUUGACCGGGAACAUUUUAGUGAGGUGUUUGUGGACCUGAAGUGGUUUGAGAGUAAAGUUGGCAACAAGUAUCUGAACGAGGCGGCCGGACUGGCAGCAGAGAAGGAAGCUGCCAGCAAAGACACCGACAAGAAAGAGAAUUCCACCCUCUGUCUGGCAGCUCUGACCUCAUCAGAACGAGUGACUGGAGAAGGAAAAGGAGCAGUAGGAGACGAUGAGGAAGAGGAGGACGAUAUGUUUGAAACUGAGUUCAGACAGUACAAGCGCACCUACUAUAUGACCAAGAUUGGCGUGGAUGUGGUGUCUGAUGAGUUUCUAGCCAAGCAGGCCAAGUGUUAUGUGGAAGGUAUCCAGUGGAUCCUUCACUACUAUUACCACGGGGUUCAGUCCUGGAGCUGGUACUACCCCUUCCACUACGCUCCCUUCCUGUCUGACAUCAGGAAUAUAUCAGGGUUGAAGUUGACCUUUGACCUCGGGAAGCCCUUCAUGCCCUUCCAGCAGCUGUUGGCAGUCCUUCCUGCCGCCAGCAUGGCUCUGCUGCCUGAGUCUUACAGGCACCUGAUGACCAGUGAAAACUCGCCCAUUAUUGAGUACUACCCUCUUGACUUUAAAACCGACCUCAAUGGCAAGCAGCAGGAAUGGGAGGCUGUGGUUCUCAUUCCCUUCAUAGAUGAGAGGUGCUUAUUAGCAGCCAUGGAGCCCUGUAAUCACAAGCUGACUAAAGGAGAGAAGGCCAGGAAUUGUCACACGGAGUGUGCAGUCUACUCAUAUGACCACGAAACAGACUUCACGUACACCUCCACCCUGCCUCAGCUGUUCCCUGACAUCGUCCACUGCCGUGUCAGGAAAGCACACAUCCCCAUGGACGCCUGGCAAGUACCGCUGGACCACAUGAGCAGGCCUGUCGACCGCUCGGCCCUGUACUUCUGUGGCUUCCCCACACUUCAACACAUAAGGCACAAGUUUUAUAAGAAGAAGAGUGGGGUGGUCGUUUUCCAGCAGAGCAGCAGAGGGGAGAACACCAUACUGGAAAUCCUCCCCAGCCAGGAAGGAGAGGCGGUAUGCGAUGAUGUUGCUGCACAAGUCUUGGGGAAGUCGGUGUUUGUCAACUGGCCACAUCUAGAGGAAGCCCGCAUCGUUGCAGUGUCAGAUGGAGAAGUCAAGUUUUGUCUAGAGGAGCCGCCUGGUGUCCAAAGGGUUUACGACAGGCCCACCACUCCUCCUCCCACCAAAGUCACCUGCCUGUCUGACAAGGAGCAGAAGGAAUGGAUGAAAGAUGUCCAGGGACUCACUGAACAUUUCUUGAGGAGGAAAGGCAUCGUGGUGAACGAGACAGCGGUGGUUUUGUACGGCCAGCUGCUGACAGGAAGGAAGUACGUCCCCAAAGCCAACGGUGUGGUGGAACUGGAGAAACAGUGGGCCAAGCAGGUCCUCCCUUUCGCCUACCAGACAGUGGUUAAGGACAUCAAGACCUUUUACUCUUCUCUGACCUGCUUUAAGAGCUUAGACGACCUCUUUCCUCCAACAACCACUGUCUUCAUGGUGGGGAACCCUUACUACGGUGCCAUGGGCGAGGUUCAAGAUUCUAGUGAUGUCAUCAAAGACGGUCGGGUACGAGUGGUCUUCAACCUGCCGCACGAACCACAGCUGGAGACCUUAAUCCAGAAUCAGCAUAAGUACUGUGUGAAGUACAGUCCUGGAUAUGUUCUGGCAUCCCGUCUCGGCAUCACCAGUUACCUUGUGUCCCGCUUCGCUGGAAGCAUCUUCAUUGGCAGAGGCUCAAAGAAGAAUCCCUGUGGGGAGCAAAGAGCUAACGUCGGCCUGAACCUGAAGUUCAACAAGAAGAAUGAGGAGGUUCCUGGAUACACCAAGAGAACUGAAAAGGAGUGGCUCUACUCUGUUGCUGUUGGGGAAUUGCUAGCUGAAUACCUGGACAGAUUUUCUGAAGUAUUCAACACGGUGUCCAGAAACAGUCAUGAUGAUGUUUUCUAUGAAGAUGACAUCUGGCCUGGAUCGGACCAGAAUGGGGCAGAGAAGGUUGCUGAAAUCACUUCGUGGUUGAAAAGUCACCCGGUGAGCUCCGUCAGCAGGGCGUCAUGUGACCUGCAGGUGCUGGACACAGCGAUCGUGGAGAGGAUCGAGGAGGCAGUGGAGAAAGCCAAGGUGAAGAAGAGCACCAAGAAGGUCCGUGUGACAGUCAAGCCUCAUCUCCUCUUCAGGCCCUUGGAGCAGCAGCAAGGCGUGGUUCCAGACCCGGAUUCAGAGUAUCGCCUGUUUGACAGAGUCGUCAACACCAGGGAGAGCUUCACCGUCCCACUGGGACUCCGAGGAACAAUCAUCGGCAUUAAAGGAGCGGAGCGUGAGGCAGAGGUCCUGUAUGAAGUGCUUUUUGAUGAAGAAUUUGCUGGAGGUCUCAACAUCAGGUGUACGUCGCCUCGUGGUUACCGCCUCCCCCCCUGCGCUCUCAUUAACCUCUCCCACGGAGCCCGAGUGGAUCACACCUCCCACAAACUCACCGCCAUCGUCAAACCUCAGCCCGCCGCAGCCACAAACUUCAACUCACAGCGUCAGCUGGGCGGCCUGAACCACUCUCCACGUUCACCCUUUAUGCCCACACAGCAUAACAACAAGCACGGUGUGGUGAAGGCAGCCGCCCAGGGCAACAGGAACUCUCCCUCUAAGGGUCUCAUCCAGAAACAGCAGGCCAAGAAUAAAGUGGAGUACAUUAAUGUGUGGCAGUCUCUGCAGAGCUCUGGCCCUCCUCACAAACCUCCUGCUCACUGGCAAAAUAAUGAAGGACAGUCCCAACAGGGUGGGAAACAGCACUCCAACAAAGAUGCCCCAGUUGGUGCCAUCAAACUUUUGAAGAAAAAUGAAGACGUCAACUCCAUUGUCCCCUCACAGAACACAGCCAAUAAGGCUGCGACCGAGUUUGAGGACCUGAUAGCCAGUCUCAAGAUCUCUAAGGGUAGCCAGCAGACCCCACCCCCUCCUGCUCCUCCACAAGCACCCACCAGCCAGUCAGAUGGCCCGUUGUCUCCGCAGUCCUUCGCCAUGAAGGGGACGCUGGUGCUGAAGGAGAUGCUAAAGAUUGACGGCGCUGGAACAGGAAGUCCUUCAUCCCAGGAGGCGGCCAACAGCGCCGCCUUCGGUGGUCAUCAGCAGAACAGGAGACGAUCGUCCAAGAAACUAGCAGCUAACAUGAACAUCCCCCACGGUGAUGCAGCUGUAUUAGCAUCUCCUGCGUCUGCUCCCUCCGCCAACAUCUCCAAUGCUGCGCUGAACAGCAAGGUGUCAGAGCUGGCGUGUGUCUGUGUGAGGCUAGGAAUGCCACCACCCGAGUUCAGCUACAUAGGCAACAGACAGGGUCUAGUAGUGUGUCAGGUGAAGCUGUCCAAUGGGUUGAUGGUUCACGGACCACAGUGCCAAUCAGAAAAUGAUGCCAAGGAGAAAGCUGCCUUCUUUGCCCUCCAAAGACUGAACUCAGUGGGAUCAGGCUUCCCCCUCCCACCUCCUCUAUACCCAGGAGUGGGUCAGAUACGACCCCCACCCAUGAACCCUGUCUUCAACCAACAAGGUGGAUUGCUGUUGCCUCCCCAGGGUUACGCCCCAGCCCCUCUGUGGGGAAUGACGCUGCCCCCUCACCACCACCCGAACCAACCGUUCUGUGGAGCAGCAGGGACCUUCCCCGGUGCCGCCCGCCACCAGCCUGCAGCAGCGCCGCCUGUCGCCUCCCACCACCAGUUCAUUCCAUUACAGGUGACUAAGAAGCGAGUCUCAGCCAACAAGAAGAACCAGGAAACUCGAGAGUUUUACAGUGCCGCCCAAACCGUGGCCAGACACCAGUCACAGAGAGGCCAGAACCAGCCCCCUGGCCAAUCACAGGCUCAGAGCGGUAAAGUCGACCAGCCGCACCAACACUCCACCAACAGCCACCCCUCCUCGUCCAGUCCUGGCCCAGCAGACGGCCUUUCCGCGACGACAGCGGCCCCGCACACGCCCCCGCGACAAAACAUGCCAGCAACAGGCCACACCCCUGGCUCCGCCUCCAAGAGGAAGCACAGAAAGCUGGCCGUCAACUUCGAGGCGGCUAAAGUCUCUGAGUGAUGAGCUGAUGUGUGUGUGUGUGUGUGUGUGUGUGUGUGUGUGUGUGUGUGUGAGGAGAAAGAGGCAUGUUUGGUGUUUUUAAGCUGCUGUUUUAAGCCUGACUCAGCAUCUCUGAUCAAAACCUCGUCAAUGUGAAAGUGUCUUUACGCUCAUCAUCUCCGUGUAGAGCUUCAGGCGAGGCCAGGGCGCAGAGCAAACGUCGUUUUAUUCGUUUCCCUUCCUCAUGUGAGCAAAGCGAUUCCCACUUUGACUCCGCCGUCUGCCUCAAGACACGACCCGAAAGCUCCCCUCACCUCGUCACUUGACUCCUGUCAGAGAAGCAAAGUCUACCAAACAUGGCUGUUGUGGUUCUGUGUUCCCGGUGUGGAAUGUGUUACUGGUGUGGAAAGGAAUCCAGUGCAUUCUGGGAUGUUUUCUUUCUUCUUUGGGUCUUUCCUUAUAGAGGUUGGUUUCCUCUUCUGAGCAGCUUCAAGUCUUAUUUAGUCUUUAUUCAGCGCACUUAAAGGAAAACUGGGGUUUAUUAUACCUCGCAUUUCAUUUCUGUAGCUCUGACUGUUAAUUCCAUCAGUGUUGAUGCUCAAAAUUGGUCCAGCAGGACAACAAAAGCAAACCGUCAGUGAUCGUGACCCAAACACUCAGCCGUAAACAUCCGUCCUGCUCGUGUUUGCACCUGUUUCUUAUGAUGUUGCUCAACAGAUCAUCAUAGCUGGUAGAACAGCUGGCCGGAGCUCCAAAAAUCAAACCCAUGCUCUGGUUAAGAGGAGUGGAGUGAAACACUGCCUUAAGAGUGCAUCGUCUUCAUUAAAUGUACAUUUUAGAGAAAAUCCAAGUGGGGAAAUAAAAAUUUAAUUGAAUAGCCACGUUCUGACGCCAGCACACUGAAACCAACUAAGUGGCUCAGAGGAAAAAGAGUUUUCAGUUUGGGGAAUAACGCAGCCUAUAGAAUCAGAAAUCAGUGUGGUCAUUGUUAUUAUUCAUGUUGCUUUCUUUCGGCCGCUCCGGUCAGUCGUUGCAUCGUCCCUCUCCCUCAAAUGUUGCUUUGCGUGCGGACGGCGGCCGAGACUUGAGACCAGAUGUGUUGAGAUUUAUCAUAUUCCUGAUAGUCCUCGAUGUUUUGUGAAACCUCUUCAAUCGAAUUCGGAUCUUGGUUCUCCCCUCUGAAGCCCUCUUCACGCCCUCACAUUUGCACAGCAGUGGCGGCUACUUCCUGCUUUCCUCGUAAACGUAGUAAAUGCUAAGCUCUUCACCUGCUCAUCAUUAGAAAACUAGCUUGAAUGCAUAUGAUGCUGCCUUGGCCUUGUUUUGUUUUUUAGGGGGGUGUUAGUGUUUAACUCUGGAUCAAACUGGGCCUUCUAUCAUCAGCGUUGUCGGGUUUGGAUCAGUGGUGUUAAUCAGGCACAACAUCGUUCAUCUGUUUGAAUGUUUCUCUUUGUGUUGUGAUCUUUGCUUCCCAUCCAGUCUGACAGCCUUUCAUUUCCUUCAGGCUUUUGACGCCUUGCUGCAUUUUUCUAUUGUUUAUGCCAUAAUGACACAGCCAAAGUAAAAGUGAGUGCACACAUGGCAGAAUUAGACAUUAGAAUUGAUUGGAACACACACACAAACACACACACACACACACACUGUACGUGCGAUGUUAUUGCCAUGGCAGAGCUUAACACCAGCACAUAGCCCAGAGUCAAACAGCGUUAGAAUAGCCAGAUGUGUCCAUUUUAUUCGUGCAGCUGGACCUUAUGAAGAUUGAAUUUGACCGAUGAUCAGUCACACUUGUUGGGUUGUUUGGACCUACAGGAACCUUCACACUGCCAGAUUCCAAAAGCAUCUUGAUACAAAGUCAGUCUUUCCAAUAUUUUUAAUUGAGUAGCACCAGAGUUUGUGGUUGAUUUUACACAGGCGCAAAAAAACAACCUUCUUUAUUUCUAUUUUCUUGAUUCCACGAGUGUAUUUUUUAACUGCUAAGGUUACAGAUUUGUUUCUUGUGAAUAUGGGAGCUCACACAGUUGAUAAGUUUAUGGAAUAUUGGGCUUUUCUUGAAUAAAGAUAGGAAAAAUGUCCCAUGUAUGUACUUCAUAUUCAAUUGAAACCAACAUUUCUAUUUCUGAUGUUCCGUUCUGAUGUCGCAUACAGGACAGUUUCUAUUGGUCCAAACUUUUCAUUUUAAUGUGUCUCUACUAUCAUUGAUUAUCUUGGCUAAGAAAGACAAAAGAAAGCACUGAUGUACAGAGAUGCCUUACGCUCCCAGAAGUUAUUUUUGGAUCUGUGAAAAUGCAGCGUUCUCAGUGUUGUACUGAUCUAUUUAAAUUGUUUAUAGUUGCAUCAUAUAAAUGAUGCUAAAUGAAGUGUCUCCAAGGUGCUUUUGGGAACAUUCUUCCUAGUUUUGGUGGUUUUCUGAAGCUGUUUGGCUAUUUUAAAUUCUUUGCUUUAUUAUGAACCUCUAUACACGUCUGGACUUAUCUACACAAACAUGCACGCGUAUAAAAUCUCUCUAUUUUAAAGAUCUUUUUUUCUUUUUGAAGCUAUGGAUUUUAUGGCUACCGUUUUUAUAGGCGUUUUUUUUCUAAGCAAUCUGAGUAAUAAUUGUUUCAGUCAUGGUUGUGGUGGAGCUGCAGCGAUGGAAGCAGCUGCAGUGACUCGUGAAGCCUAUUUUCUUUGUCCUUGUUUUUUGGGACACAUGCGUACAGUAUGUUUUUGGUGUUUGCUGUUUUAAGACAGAAGUCCUUACGCCAACCCUGUGACUCAAGUCUGUAUGACUCUGGUGCAAUAAGGGGAGGUUUUAAAACAUUUUGGAAAUUGAAGCACACCUGUUGUGUAUCUAUUGUUUUUUGUUUUUGUUUUGUUUGUUUUUUUUGGGGGGGGGGGUGAAACAAAGUAGAGACUUCUCCAUAUGCAGAGAUAAUGACUUGCUGUUUUAAUUCAGGAAUGUGCUGUACAUACCCAUUUAAUUAAAGUGAAUCUUUUGUUACAGCGUGGCUGCUUCCUUUGGCCUCAGAAACUGCAUGAUGGAUCCUAAAUCCAUACGUCUACCGGACAUCCCGCUUACUUUUUAAAAUGUUUUAAUUGACAUUUUAAGUCAGGCCAUUUAUGUGUUCAUGAAGAAACAACAAAAUUUGCUUCCUAUUAAUGAAAAAUUCAAUUCAGAAGGAAUGAAACACACCUUUGCUCAGUUCAGUACACUCAGGGGUUUAACUGCUACAGUCUGAAGUGCUCUGAUAUGACCAUUGUGCUAGCUUUUAGCAUUGGCAUGAAGUCAGUCAACGUCACUUUCAGAGCAAUAAGCUUAGCUACCAUUAGCUAGAGGUUGCUAACCAUUUGCUAACCAGACCAUGCAAGGCUGGAGCAAAAACAACAGAGCAAGGGUCCUUUUUAUUUCCUAUAAAUUCAACUUUUCAUUCAUACAAGUCAUUUUGGAUUGCUUCUUCUGUUAAGCACUGAAUAUAUGAAAUGAUGAUUAAAGUGUUCAUACUUCUGCGCA
This is a messenger RNA of Chelmon rostratus (copperband butterflyfish), 8743 nucleotides long. RefSeq names its product 5'-3' exoribonuclease 1 (gene xrn1). The coding region runs from base 130 to 5274 and encodes 1714 amino acids. Gene Ontology annotation, biological process: nuclear-transcribed mRNA catabolic process; rRNA catabolic process. The record is from RefSeq and is a predicted model, not a curated record. Gene Ontology annotation, cellular component: nucleus. The transcript has 41 exons. NCBI's taxonomy places the organism in Eukaryota, Metazoa, Chordata, Actinopteri, Chaetodontiformes, Chaetodontidae. Gene Ontology annotation, molecular function: RNA binding; 5'-3' RNA exonuclease activity.